Messenger RNA from Ustilaginoidea virens, 519 nucleotides. RefSeq lists its product as uncharacterized. The coding region runs from base 1 to 519 and encodes 172 amino acids. NCBI's taxonomy places the organism in Eukaryota, Fungi, Ascomycota, Sordariomycetes, Hypocreales, Clavicipitaceae. The record is from RefSeq and is a predicted model, not a curated record. The transcript is spliced from 2 exons. Gene Ontology annotation, cellular component: membrane.
AUGGUGCACAUGCGCUUUCUACAGCUUUCUUCCCUGACUCUCAGGGCAUUGGAACUCGCCUCGGCCGUCGUCGUCGUCGGCAUCACUGGCUUCUUCCUGGCCGAGUCGGAUGCUGGCGCCUGGAACAACGGCCGCCUCAUCUACACCGAAGUGGUGGGCGCAGUCUCCCUCGUCAGCAUUCUCCUCGUCCUCGUGUCCCGCCUCGAACCCUUUUUCCAGAUUUUCCUCGACAUACUGCUGUCCUUUUUGUGGUGGUCCGUGUCUGGCCUGCUCCUUACCCUGAGGGAGUUCCCGUGCGAUUGGGUGUUUGAGUGGAUGAAUGUUGCUCCCUUUGACGAGCAGUGCGGCAAGUUCACCGCCGAGGUCGCCUUUGCCGUCGUCUCUGCCACCUUGUACCUGGCAUCAGGGAUGUUGAAUGCUCUGAUGGAGAGACAUCUGUUCCGCCAGCAAGUGAGCGACGUGCGCAGUCAUUAUCUGAAGAGAGAGAUGCGUCAAAGCCAGACCGACAGCCAGGUUUGA